AUGACGGUCGACGACAACACGAUCAAAGCCCACAUCGAGGGCUUGGUGGCCAAGAGCCUACCCCGCUCUCCCAUUUACAACUUUCUCCUGUCCGAUGUCCGGAUCCACGCCGCGACGCAGGGCAACGUCAAGGCGCGGCUGCGGCUGACCAAGAACCACAUCAACUCGGGCGGCGGCAUCCACGGCAGCGUGUCGGCCACCAUUGUCGACUGGGCCGGCGGCAUGGCCAUUGCCACCUGGGACCUGCGGGACAAGACGGGCGUCUCGGUCGACAUUCACGUGCGCUACCUCUCGUCGGCCGGCGAGGGCGACGAGAUUGAGAUUGAAGGCACCGCCGAAAAGGUGGGCGGCUCCGUGGCCUUUACCAAGGUCGUCAUCUCCAAGCUAGUAGACGGCGAGCCUAGUCCUAUUAUCGCCAGCGGCACCCACACCAAGUAUGUCAAGGUGCGGCAAUCAUAG
Messenger RNA from Pestalotiopsis fici W106-1, 459 nucleotides. RefSeq lists its product as uncharacterized. NCBI's taxonomy places the organism in Eukaryota, Fungi, Ascomycota, Sordariomycetes, Amphisphaeriales, Sporocadaceae. The record is from RefSeq and is a predicted model, not a curated record. Gene Ontology annotation, molecular function: fatty acyl-CoA hydrolase activity. Bases 1 to 459 code for a protein of 152 amino acids. The transcript has a single exon.